GCCUGCGCCGGGUCGUGCCGGGCGCAGAUUUCCUUGGAAUCCCCCCUUUUUCCCGGGAACGGGCAAUUCCAGCCGCUCUCCGAGAGCCUGCGGCGCUACGUCAUGAGCCACUUCCGCUGGAACCAGUUCGGCCGCCGGAACGGCAGCGAGCCCGGGAAACGGGAGGAGGAGGAGGAGGAGGAGGAGGAGAAAUCCGGGAACGAGCCCGGAAUUCCCGGCUUUUCCCAGCGCUCCGGGGAGCCGGGGAAGGACGGGAAGCGCUCGUAUUCCAUGGAGCACUUCCGGUGGGGGAAACCCGUGGGGCGCAAGAGGAGGCCGGUCAAGGUUUACCCCAACGGGGCCGAGGAGGAGUCGGAGGAGAAUUCCCGGCUGGAAUUCCGGCGGGGGGAACCCUCGGAAGGCGAGGAGGAGGAGGAUGAGGAAUUCCCGAGGUUCCCGUGGAAUUCCCGGAAGGAGAAGCGCUACGGGGGAUUCAUGAGCUCGGAGCGGAUCCGGACGCCGCUGGUGACGCUCUUCAAGAACGCCAUCGGGAAGAGCUUCUCCAAGGAUGGGCAGUGA
Molecule: messenger RNA, 558 nt
Organism: Onychostruthus taczanowskii (white-rumped snowfinch)
Lineage: Eukaryota; Metazoa; Chordata; Aves; Passeriformes; Passeridae
Gene: POMC
Product: proopiomelanocortin
Exons: 1
Cellular component (GO): extracellular region
Molecular function (GO): hormone activity
Source: RefSeq, a predicted model, not a curated record